Molecule: messenger RNA, 8823 nt
Organism: Pelmatolapia mariae (spotted tilapia)
Lineage: Eukaryota; Metazoa; Chordata; Actinopteri; Cichliformes; Cichlidae
Product: epidermal growth factor receptor substrate 15-like 1
Exons: 28
Coding region: 50-2902 (950 amino acids)
Biological process (GO): endosomal transport; endocytosis
Cellular component (GO): clathrin coat of coated pit; plasma membrane; cytoplasm
Molecular function (GO): calcium ion binding; cadherin binding
Source: RefSeq, a predicted model, not a curated record
UCAUGUUUUGGAGAGGAACGUUGGGUGCGUUCCCGGAGCAACAGGGAAGAUGGCAGCCCUCACAUCUCUAACCCAGUUGUCAAGUGGGAACCCUGUAUAUGAGAACUUUUACAGGCAGGUGGAUCCUGGGAAUACAGGGAGAGUAGGACCAACAGAAGCUGCUCUUUUCUUAAAAAAGUCUGGACUCCCUGACCUUACUUUGGGAAAGAUCUGGGAUUUGGCUGAUCCUGAUGGCAAAGGCUACUUGGACAAACAGGGGUUUUAUGUGGCUCUACGACUGGUUGCCUGUGCUCAGAACAGUCUGGAAGUCAGCUUGUCCAGUCUCAGCCUAACAGUCCCUCCUCCGAAGUUUAAGGACACCAGCAGUCCAUCUCUAAGCAGCACAGCCUCUGUUCCUGGUGAAUCGCACUGGGCUGUCAGGCCAGAGGAGAAGAAUAAAUUUGAUGGGAUUUUUGAAAGUCUGGCUCCAGUCAACGGCCUGCUGUCAGGAGAGAAAGUCCGCCCAGUCUUAAUCAACUCCAAGCUACCUCUGGAUGUCCUUGGGAAGGUUUGGGACCUGAGUGACAUAGACAAAGAUGGCCAUCUAGACAAAGAUGAGUUUGCAGUGGCCAUGCACCUGGUGUACCGGGCCUUGGAAAAAGAGCCUGUUCCUGCACUCCUCCCCUCUGCUCUCAUCCCUCCAUCUAAGAGGAAGAAGAGUCUCAGCUCUGUGGCCAGCUCUUUACCUGGACUGCCUGCAAGCCCUCCUCCACCUAAAGAUUCUCUACGUUCCACACCCUCCCACGGCAGCAUGAACUCACUCAACAGCACUGGCAGCCUGUCACCCAAACACACACUCAAGUCUGGACAGCAUUCAGUGAACUGGGUGGUCCCUGUGUCAGAACGUGGCCGCUAUGACGAUAUCUUCCUAAAGACGGAUGCUGACAUGGAUGGUUUUGUCAGUGGACAGGAAGUAAAGGAGAUCUUCAUGCAAUCUGGACUUUCUCAGACUCUUCUUGCCCAUAUAUGGGCUUUAGCAGAUACAAGGCAGAUAGGCAAGCUGACCAGGGAGCAGUUUGCCCUCGCCAUGCAUCUUAUCCAGCAGAAAGUCAGUAAGGGCAUUGAUCCUCCACAAGCCCUGACUGCUGAUAUGAUUCCACCUUCUGAAAGAGGCACUCCACUACCGAGUAUGUCAGGAUACAUUACUCCAGUGGGAUCUGAGAUGGCUGCUCUGUCAGAAAUGAGGCGGGCCAUAAUGUUCAAGUUGUGGGACAGCUCUAGUUCAGUGGGUUCAGGAGAGUUCACUGGCAUCAAGGAGUUGGAUGACAUCAGCCAGGAGAUAGCUCAGCUGCAAAGCACUCUUGCCUAUACCCAGUGGAAUACUCUCAGGGAGAAGUACACUCUUGAGCAGGAUAUCAGGGAAGCAGAGGAGGCUAUCAGACAUAAGAGUGCCGAGGUGCAGGAAAUGCAGAAUGACCUGGACAGAGAGACAACCAGCCUGCAGGAGUUAGAAGCUCAGAAACAAGAUGCCCAGGACCGGCUGGAGGAGAUGGACCAGCAGAAACACAAAUUAGAAGACAUGUUGAAUGAAGUCCGGAUGAAGUGCCAGGAAGAGUCUCAGAUGAUCUCAAGCCUCCAGACUCAAAUCCACUCCCAGGAAUCAGACUUGCUAAACCAGGAAGAAGAGUUGAGCCGGGCCAAGGCUGACCUGGGCCGGCUGCAACAAGAGGAGAAUCAGUUGGAGCAAAGCCUGGCCGCAGGCAAGAUUCAACUAGAGACCAUCAUCAAGUCUCUGAAAGCAACCCAGGAUGAGAUCAAUCAGGCUCGCAGCAAGCUGUCACAGAUUCAAGAUAGUCAACAGGAAGUGUCUAAAAGCAUUGAGCAGUACAACAGCACCUUGAAUGGAAACCAUGGAGGCAGCAUGACCAACUUGGCUGACAUGAGUGAAGGCUUCAGUGACCGAGAGAAUGGAGGAUUUCCAGCCAUGGUGAGAGCAGUACAGGAGGACCCAUUCAAAGUGAAGCCAUCUGUGUUUAACAGUCAACCUCAAGGGCUUCCCACUGACCCCUUCCAGUCUGAAGACCCCUUCAAAACAGACCCAUUCAAAGGUGACCCUUUUCAGAAUGAUCCUUUUGCAAAGCAGCCACCAGUACCCACAGAUCCAUUUGGAGGAGACCCCUUCAAAGAGACAGAUCCAUUCAAGGCUUCAUCAGAAGACUUCUUCAAGAAAACCACAAAGAUGGAUCCCUUCUCCACACCAGACCCUUUCAAUAAAAGUGCCACUUUACCCUCCAAGCAACCUACUACCUUCACAAGCAGUGACCCAUUUUCUUCAAGCCAUCAAAAACCUAAAGGAUCAGACCUCUUUGGCACACUGGACCCGUUUGGCAGCAGUUCAUUCAACAGCAGUAACACUUCUGUUGGAUUUGCAGACUUCAGCCACAUGUCGAAGUCCAGAGACCCUUUUGAAGGAAGGGCCACCUGGCUUCCAGACUACCAGAAGCCAGUGUUUGUGGAUGACCCAUUCAGCAGGAAGAAUGACAUGCCGGCUCUGCCUCCAAAGAAAAGUGUUCCCCCAAGGCCCAAGCCACCCAGUGGUAAGACCACACCAGUGAACAUGACUGGUUCAUCUGACUCUUCCAAACCCUGUGAUCCUUUCAAACCAUUCAGUGGCGAGGUCAUUGACCCUUUUCAGAGUAAAAAGGGCCUGGGAGACCCAUUCAGCGGCAAAGACCCUUUUGUCUCAUCCUCAGCAUCAAGACCUGACAAAGUCAAGUUCGGAAACGAGGCUCAGCAGUUAGAAUGGGCUAAACGUGAAAGCGAGCGUGCAGAACGUGAGCGGCUGAAGAGACUCAGACAGCAGGAACAGGAGGACCUGGAACUGGCCAUUGCCCUCAGUAAAGCAGAGAUGUCCAAUGCAUGACCUGGAGGUCCCACUACAUGUGAAUACUUGUAUAGCCAUAGUGAGGCUAACCUGCAGACAAAGGUGACUGACUGAAAUAUUAAGACAUGAAACACAUCACUGAACUAAUUACUGCACACACACACACUCACACAGAACUCCACACUCAGUGACUUUAUUGGAUUGGAAGAAAACAAGAAACUUUCAGACAAGUUUGGAUGAUGGCCCUGCAAACAGAAAAAAAAAACAGUAAAACAGAAUUGUGGGUUGCAAAACAUCAUUGAAAAACGGGUGCUGACAUGAAGAAAAGGGGAACUGAAAUAUAAAGACGUGGAAAGAAAGCUGCUUGGUAGAAAGAGUGUACAGGCCCCAUAGUAGCUACACGGUAAUGUUGUUUUACCUAUAAGGGAGACUAGCUAAUCGCUGCACGACAGUUUGUAUCACUUCAUGUUUCUUUGUUUUGUUUUUUAAGCUACACUCACCAUAUGGAAACAAACCUUGCUGUCCUUAACAGAAGAGCAGAUCGCCUUUUCUUUUGUUGUAACAAUCAGCAGCAAAGAAAUUGCCCCUGUAAUUCUCAGAAGGGACUUGAAAAUUGGUUGUAUCAUUUAGUUAAUAAAAUUACAUGAUGUAGUAAGUACGUCAGUUAAUAUUCAGUGCUAAGCUGUGCUGCCGGUGGAGUAAUGCAUAGAAUGAGGUUUAAAUUCCCAUUUGGUAUAGAGAGGCUUAAAGAAAGGACUGGAUUGAACAGGGUUCAGGACUUCAUUUAUUUCAUUCAGUAAUACUCAUUAGGGGAGGGUUUAAAAAAUCGAUUUCCCCGAUUCAAAUCGAUUUUUGUUUGAAUAAAGCGAUAUCGAUUCAUUAAAUCCUGAUUUUUAAUUAUUUUUAAGUAUUUUGUCAGAAACGCCAAAAUCUCAGCUUAACCCUGGAGAACCCAUGGGGUCAAAUUUGACCCCAUGGUUUCCCUAGAAAACCAAUGGGGUCGGCUCUGACCCCAUGGGUUCUCCAGGGUUAAAGCUCACAAAAUGACUUCAACAACCACAAAACAGCAAAUGAGAGCAGUUAAACGGAUUCCGCGAAAAGACGUAAACACAAAGCGCGGAUCGUUCACCCGAAGAUCUGCGCACAGACACGCCGUCAGGUGCUGAAAACAAACAGAUUCUGAAGUCGCAGGUUUUGGCACUUUCCGACCAAAAUUCACUGAUAGGCAGCAAAAAAAGAUCAAAACUAUGCUUCACGUGUGAAAAACAUCGUUGUGAAUUCCCUCUUACUUUACAGUUUUGCUUCCACCACGAUAAAAAUCACACUUCCUGCACAGCUCUCUCUCUCAGUCUAUUUCAAGAACAGUUUCCAAUCUGAAAUCUGUUUUCAGCAUUAUGUACAGUUUUAUGUACAGUGCUGUCGAUCGCUGUUUUUUUUUCUCUGUAACUUUGCUCUGCUUCACUUCAGCAGCAUCAGGUAAUGUUUAUAUGCAGGUUCAUGGUUUUCUUCCAUUUUUGUUCUACUACAGAAUAUUUUUAAGGCGGUUAUCUGCUUUAAAAAGCCAGGCCAGGAAAAUCUCCUUCAUGCUUUUCUGUGUUUUAUCCUCAGUUACUUUGACACAAAGGCAUCUGCUGUGAUGCUUAUACCUUUGAUGAAGUGUCAACUUUUUAUACAUAGAUAUAAAAAUAUGGAUACGUAUUAAUGAAUGAUCAGAACUAUAAUAUUUCUGACUGUCUGAGUCGAAACUGAAUCGAAUUGAAUCGGGGAUCGAAUCUGGACCUUCUGAGUCAGAAUUGAAUCAAUUAUAGAAAUGAGUGACGAUAACCGGCCCUAAUACUCAUUAAAUAUUCUUUUAAGGCCAGAUACUUACACUAACAAAGACUGAGAUAAGAAGUGAAAAGAUCUAUAUUAACAGUAUUUUUAAACUGUAUUUAACCACUUUGUUUCAAGCUAGACUUACGCCAGUGCUUCAUUUUUCCUCAUGACUCCGGGUGAGCUUAUAUCUCCAAAUAUCAGGAUUUAGAGAUUAAACACUUUAACCAGAUAAAGAUUCAGGCAAUCUGGGAUGCCAAGAGCCUUAUUAUCCAAUGGUUCCACUGUAUAACAAUUUUAACAGUAAUACCUUCAUGAAAUAUUCCUUCUGUGUGCUACUGAAAUUCAAAGGCCUCAAGGAACCGCAGACAAUAUUAUCUUUUCAGGUGUGUGCUGUAGUCCCUGAGUUUAAAUGGCUUCUCUUGUGAAUUUGUCUUUUAGCCCCCAGUUUAAAUGUGACAUAAUGUGAAAACCCACUUUACUUUGUGUUGUGCUUAUUUAUCAUAAAGAAAUAAAUAAUACACAGCAGGGGAAAGAGACUGAGAAUAGGGUUGGUUUUUUUCUUUGGUACUGUUCUGCCUUGAGUCUGUAGCUUAUAUGUUUCUCUUUUUCAGUAUUACGUUUGCCUCCCAUCACAGACGCUCCCUUCCUCUGGCUCAUCAAUUCAGUUUAAAAAAAAUCUUUUAGCCUGGCAGUGUUUAAGGUACAAUGUUUAUUGGCUCUUAUUCACAUUAUGGAAAAUGAAGACAUAAAAGUAACAGAAGCUGAGGGAAGCAUUAUGCACUACAUUGGUUUCCUCUAAUGUGAUAACUACCUAAUGAAUGAAAAUAACUAUGUCAGGAUAUCGACAUAUUCUUUGGAGUGAGAGUAACGUACUGUAAAAAUAUAUUUUCCGUUAUCAUGAGUGACGUCAUCGUGUAAAGAGUCCUCUGCACUGACCUGUAGUGCUUUCUUGCCGUCUCUGCGGUGUAUAUAGACAGAGCCUAUGCCUCUUCUUGACAGCUGUACUGACAAUGAUGUGAUAUCAUACCACAUCCAGCAAAUGAAAUAAAAGAUGAGGGAAUUAAUUUUCCAUAUUUCAACUAGUCUGUUUUUUAUUGAUUAUUUUUUAGAAACUGAUGGUUACAGCACUGUUUUUAGUUGAUGACUACAGAACAGCAAACACAAGUUGCAGAUAGAUUUCUGACUCACUGGAAACUGGAUAUUGAAGAGUGCUAAUUCUUAUGUGACAUAGUUUGAUGUUCCAUAACAACUCACUUUGUUUAUUUUAGGAGUUGUCUCUUUACUUGAACUAUCAACCAAUGCUUAAGGGAGACAGAAAUAAGUUGUUUCUAGAGUUUUGUUUUGUUUUUUAUCUGGAUUUAUUUUUUUUAAACUGUCCCAAAAAACAGAUUUCAUUGAACUUAACUUCUGAGCUGUUACUGCAAAGCAAAGCUUACUGAUGUGAUCUUUAUACUGUAACACUGCAUUGGAUGCAAUCUGAUGGAACCUAAAAAUAUUUCAGUCAUUCUGAAAUCACUUCAGAUUUGUUGCAAUUUAAUGAAAAUAUAAACUCCUUCUAAUAACAGAAAACACUGGCGUACAUUCUGCUUAACUUGAAGUUUAAUACAUAAAAAAAUGUACUGAAAUGUCCAGGUUGCGUCAGAUUUCAGUCCAAAACUAUGAUGGGAUGGUCCCAAAUAAGAGCUGGAGGCGUGUAAAGGCUGUGAAAGUGGCUUUGUACUGAGUGAUAUGACAGAAUGACCUCAAAUAAGUGUUACACUUGCUUUUCCGCUCAUCGCAUAGAAAAAAAUUGCUGGUACUAAUGUGGUUACUUUCAUGACUGCAACAUUGAAUUGUUUGUUUUUUUUCUUCCCAGAUGUCUGACAUGUUGAAACCACUUUCCAGGGGGGUCAACAUUAUAUAAAUCCUUGUAAUGUGAAUUCACCAAAAAUAGGAGUGAAAAGUGAAGUUAAGGUUGAUAAUGCACCCCUGAUUCUGCGAGUAAGAAGUGUAAACUGCCUCUCUCAGCUUUUUUUUGUUAUGUUUACACAUCAAGAGUGUUUCUUUUACUAUAGCUGUUACUGAGUGGUGUCCUUAGUAUGUGAUAAACCUGCUUUCAUCUACUUCUCAGUCAUAAAACACAUGUUGGCUUUUAAGUCUCUGCCGUGAAUAGAAGCCCCCUCGUGUCCGUCCGUUUUCUCAGUUUAAAUAAAACUGUUCAUGAGCUUCUACGCGCCAGCAGGUCGUCAGCUACACACUUGUUUUCACUGCAAUAUAAAAAGUUACAGUUAACUUAAUUGCUAUCGAGUAAAAAGCUUAUAGUGUGGUAUACUAGAAGUUGAAUAAAAAGCUAUGUGUAUUAUCUAAAAGGUGCAGUAUGUUCAAUACCUUACUGCAGAAUUGUUUUUCACAGUGGCUAGUGGUGUUACUUUUGUUUGUUAACCAGAUUUCUUUAAUUCUUACAGCACAUUGACAUCAGAUCAAGCAUGUAUUCCAAUAGCAGUCACCUAACAACUCAUCUAUACUAGCUUGAGAAGCAAUGUGAUCUAAGCUUCUUGCUUGAGGCAUCUCUAAACUUGUCACUGCUAAUUGUGACAUAGUAGUCUAACUGUUUCGUUAAGGUGAUAUCAUAGCAAGAAUGUUCAAAUCUCCUUUGAGCUGGCCCCUCACAGGUGGAGUUUGACUUUUCGGCUUCCUGCCACAGUUCAAAGACAUGGUUGGUUUGACUUCAACAUAGGCUGUGAUUUUCACACAAAUAUGCUUCAUAACCUAACAUGCUGUAUACCACUGAGGUCACAAUGUGGGAGAUUUGCAUGUGGUACUGAGCCUGAAAGAAGUCUGUAUAGAUACAGCUAGAGGACUGAAGCUUUUGCUGUUCUUCUUAUAACUAUGUGGAACCCACACUGGCUUAAGUGCUAUAGAAGUUUAUUUUUCCCAGAACUAAAGAGAGUGUCCUUUGACUGAGUGUGUAUGUGGAUGGCUCAGCUGAAUUUUGAAAGCAAAACGUGGAAUCGUUCUGUAUAUUAUAGGGCAGGGAGGUGCGUUAUCUUUAUAGCACAGCUGACAUUCUAUGGCAGUGUAUAUACUUCAACAAGCUAGGAUGUGAUGUAGGAAACAGAGGGACCUGUGAUUAUGCCAACACACUCCUUGAGAAGUAGGGUUGGACAGCAUUUCUAUGGGUUUAAUUCUGAUGUUCUGCACCAAUGCUGAAAACAAAACUUGAAAUAUUUCAAAAUUCAGAAAUUAGAGUGUGUGGUGAGAUGGAACGACAUGCACAUUAUCAUUAGCACCAAGAACUAGCAGCACUCGAUACUCAGUCCUUCUGUAAAAGACCGCAUAUGAUGUGUGUCUGCAAUCACCCCGUCUGCUGUGUACUGCUUAGAGUGCUGUGUUAACAGACUGGUACCAUUGUUCAUACUGUAUUUGUCAUUAGAUACCUCCAUUGUGCAAUAGAUAUGUUUCUUUUAUUGUUGUUUUAUGUAUAGUCUGAAAGAAGUCUAAUUUUUUUAUAUGUUGUGUAUGUUUUUAAUAUAAUUAUUUAUGUAUCCACAGCCAGCCACUCUUCUGACCUGAUUUUCUUCCAAGCAUCAAAAGCCUUUUAUCGCAAAAUCCUUUUUUUUUAUUUUGAGGAAAAACAAGUAAACACAAUGUUACUUACUAAAUGUUAUUAAAAUAUCAACAGUGUUAGCAGUUCAGAAAUAUCAGCUUAUGAUUGAUGAUAAGUGUCAAAAUUACGGCUUAACAAUUUCUUUGUUUUAAUGUUCAUUUUAUCAGAAUGGUUCAUGUUUUCUUGUAGUGUGAAACCACUGAAUUCUGUCUUUGCUGGCAUGCUGAUGCUUAAUAUUAAGCAGGCAAAAUGAAUUCAUUGUGUCAUUCGUCAUUUAUUUGAUUUCUUUUCUAACUCUUGUUGUUGUUGCUCUCUCUGCUAUCGACAAAUUAUUCAGCGCUGUUUUUAUAAAAAUGCAUACAGUGCGUGUACGGUCUCUGUAGUAUCAUGUCUGGUAUAUGUGUCCUAACAGCAUAAACAAACGAACCAGUGAAUUUUAGAGGAAAACAUUUGGAACAACGGAUAGAGAACAGAGGUUUACCUAGAAAAGUGAGGAUCUAUAUGGUCUCUAUAUGGUCUGUACUGUUUACUAGAAUAAACAUUUCCAUUAAUGAAUGCA